GCAGUCGAGCUGCUACAUAGAUCCGGUCUCCGAUGAGCACCACCUAUCAUCUGAGGAGGAUCAUGGAAUAAAAACAUGGCCCACAAUCGAAGCUUUUUUCUCGAAGCUCUGGAUCGAUCAGAGACCAGAAGAGACGGAGGCUACAAGCACAACAACUGGAGCUUCUCUCUCUCUGGUGACGGUGAAGAAGAGAGCAACCAUGAUGUGAGCGUGGUGAGCAUGGAGGAGAUGGACCGGCAGCAGCCCAGCUCCCCCGAGGAGAAGUCUCCUGCUCUGAGACACUUCACUUCUUCUGAUCCGUUGAGAACUUAUGAAAACCGGCCAAAUAAUCACAUGAGGCCUCUGAACAAGCUGGCGCCCAAAAGACUCAGCGACGUCCCCCUCUCAGUAGCAUCGUCCCCCCCCAUCGUCCUGAACAGAACAAACUAUUUCAUCAUCAGUCCGGCGCCGGCGCCGUCGCCGGGAAUCGUCCUCCAGGGGCGACACUUUCAGCACGCUCAGAUGCCCUCUGCAGUCCGCAAACCGGUCCAAAGCAGCCUUGAUCUGAAGGAGAGAAAAGACUUCACCACCCAACAAGCAGUAGAAGUGGACAGCAUCGUCCUCACCUGUCCAGAGAUCUCAGAUCUUUCAGAAGAGGAGACGCUGAACGUGAAGCGUCGCAUCCAGCAGAAGAGGAAGCCGUUGGAGGACUGCUGUACUUUCCCCUCGCAGGUCAAAGCAGCAGAGCCUCUGCGGCCGACCGUCUACCACACGGUGUGCUUGAAGUGCAACAAGCCGAGCGAGGACGUCAGCAAGUGUCAGAUCUGUGGCACCGGGUCGGCUCUGCUGCCGCCGUGUCAGCCGGCCGCGCUGACGUCCCCGACCCCCCGGCCCCCCAUCCGGUCCCAGCCGUGCCCCGGACCCAACGGCCCGCAGCAGCAGAACUUCUACAAACCGGCGGCGACCAUGAGGGGGCCCCGCGGGGAGCCUCUGCCCGUACGGAUGAUAAGCACCAGGGGGACCCUGCUGCCUCUGAGCAACGGCAGGACGCCUCUGUUAGCCGGGACGUCCAGCUGCUACGGAGCCAGGAACCACCCGGCCCACAAAGGGAAGAGGGCGACGGCGGCACAGCGGCACGAGCUCAACGACCCCAUCGUCCUGUCCAGCGAUGACGAGGAGGAGGCGGACAACGCCAGCACAGGAAGUGUCAACAGGCUGGACAGCGUCUCCCCUCGACCCGCCGACUCCGCUCACUCCUCACCGGCGCCCUCUGGAGGCAGAGUGGAGGCGGCGGUGAAGAGCGCCGGAGAGCAGGAGGAGCCCAACACCGAGUUCUUCGAGGACGUCAACAUGAAGAUCACGAUACCGCGGAGAGCCCGGAUGAAGGAUCAGUUUGGGAAUCAACCCCCCGAGCAGUUGUCUCCGAGGCCAAAGAAACCCAAGUUCACGUCCAACAAGUGCGACAGCAUCAUUCUGGAGUGUCGGAGCGUGAGAGUGGGAACUCUCCGCAGGAUGGUGACGAAGCCCGUCGUCUUUUCCAUCGAGCAGAUCCAGCUGGAAACUGAAGGCUCGGAGCGAAACACCGUGGAGAACAUCUGCCUCCAGGCGUCGGAGCUGAUCAGCUGCGAGUGGUGCAGCGUCCGGAAGCUUCCGGUCUUGUUCUUCCAGACGACUCCGGCCGAGUGCGUCCGGCUUCGCACGCAGCUCGACAUGUCGGAGGAGAAGGGAGCUCACUGGUACGACUGUGCCGGGGACCAGUCGGACGAGAAGUUCAUCGUCCUGAUCUUCGAGAACGGCCUGGUGAUGAAGGAGCAGGCCAUCCUGGAGGACAUCCUGGGCGAGAUCGGCCGGACCAACAACCUCAGCAACUUCCCCGCAAAGCUGCCCUUUGAGGAGGCCAACAUCCGCCUGGUGAACUUCAACAAGGCCUUGAAACAGAAGGAGGAGAAGGAGAAGCCGACACAAAGUCCUCACAGAGUCUCACAGGGAUCCCCGGGUACUAAGGCGACGCAGGCCCCCCCGGCGAGCCCGGUCACCGUGCACGCACGCACACGGAUGGCGACCCGCCAACACACCGGAGGAUACUUUGAGGAAGAGGACGAGGACAUGACCGACCUCCAGCCCACCUUCUCCGGACCCAUCGUCAAGUUAAUGGUCUAUCCUCCUCCUCCGGCCAAAGGAGGCAUGUCGGUCACUAACGAAGACCUCCACUGCCUUAACGACGGAGAGUUCCUCAACGACGUCAUCAUAGACUUUUAUUUAAAAUAUUUAGUUCUGGAGAAGUUGAAAAAGGACGACGCACAAAGGAUCCACGUGUUCAGCUCGUUCUUCUACAAGAGACUGAACCAGAGAGAGCGGAGGAACGCGCCCGACACCACCAACCUGCCAAUCCAGAAAAGGAAACACAACCGGGUGAAGACGUGGACUCGUCACGUAGAUCUCUUCCAGAAGGACUUCAUCUUUGUUCCCAUCAAUGAGUCAGCUCACUGGUACCUCGCCGUCAUCUGCUUCCCGGGUCUCAGGGGUCCGGUCUACGAGCAGAACCCGCUCCACCACGGCACCCCCCCGUCAGAGGAGAAUCUCCCGGAGCACUGCCGUCCUCUGUCCCCGGACGGAGACGGGCUGGACGGCUCCCAGGAGGACCCGUCCCCCGGCGUCCCUGAGGCGUCCACGGACAGUCAGACCGAGGCAGAACCCUCCACGAGGGAGAACGCGGCCUUCACAGACGGAGGACCGGAGGCUUCCAGGACCACGACGGUGACUGGCAACAACCAGGCUGAGCCGGAGCAGCAAUACACAAGUGAGCUGCAGAGAAUCAGCGUUUGCUACAGUUCAACCAAAGGAGACGACGACGCCUUCUCCGACGACCAGAGCUCCUGUCAGGACGAGUGCAGUGAGGACGGGACGCUGGCUGAAGACACGCUCGGAUCGGACGCCUCCGCUCUGGCCGCCAAACUGAACCUCUGCAAACAGCCUUGUAUCCUCAUCAUGGAUUCCCUGCGAGGUCCGGCCAGGUCGACAGUGGUGAAAACCCUCAGAGAGUACCUGGAGGUGGAGUGGGAGGUGCGUAAAGAGAGCCAGAGGAGCUUCGGUAAAGACCAGAUGAAGGGUUCGAGUCCCCGAGUGCCUCAGCAGGACAACUUCAGCGACUGUGGAGUCUACGUCCUGCAGUACGUGGAGAGCUUCUUCGAGGUGAGACGAGCGACUCAGCACAGUUUAAUCACAUUUUACUUUCAUUACGACUUCAUUCUGCUCCUUGAGUUUCUGGUUUUUGUUUUCCGGUUCGGUUAACUUCUUUUGUAAUUAAGUUCUUAUUGUUCAUGUUUUUAUUUUAAAUAUAUUUGAGCCAAAGAAUAUUAUACAGACGGAAUGAUGCUCAACUAUGAAAUAAUAAUUAUGUCUCAGACAUAAAACUGAUGAUAUAUAAGAUGUAGGAUUGUUUUUGAGAUUGGUACAAACAAUAAGCAAAUUAAUAAGUAAAAAUAUAAACUGAGAAAGUAAAAUAAAUGUGUGUAUAGUAAAUAAAAGAGCCAUAAAAUGAAUCUAAUAAUUAGAACAUGACUCCGAUGUGAGAACAUUGGUUCCUCUCGUAUCUUCCUUUUCUUCAUUGACGUGUUUUUAAUGGAGCUCUAAAGAUCAGAGAAAGAACAUCUAUC
Molecule: messenger RNA, 3635 nt
Organism: Anarrhichthys ocellatus (wolf-eel)
Lineage: Eukaryota; Metazoa; Chordata; Actinopteri; Perciformes; Anarhichadidae
Gene: senp6a
Product: SUMO specific peptidase 6a
Exons: 23
Coding region: 76-3270 (1064 amino acids)
Biological process (GO): regulation of kinetochore assembly; proteolysis; regulation of spindle assembly
Cellular component (GO): cytoplasm; nucleus
Molecular function (GO): SUMO-specific endopeptidase activity
Source: RefSeq, a predicted model, not a curated record